UCCCACUGAGUUCUCGUCGACGGAUGUGAGGGAUGCAAGAUGUACAGUAGGCGAAGGCUGGCGGCGAGUCAUGGCGGAAGAAGAUAAAGCGGUUCGCAUCUUACAGAGCCUGAGGGGCAAAAUCUGCGAAGCCAAGAACCUACCUCCAUACCAUGGUCCAAACAAGAUGCGAGAUUGUUUCUGUACUAUAAAACUGGACCAAGAAGAGGUUUAUCGGACAAAAGUCGUUGAUAAAUCUUUAAGCCCCUUUUAUGGUGAAGACUUUUACUUUGAAAUCCCUAGAAGUUUCCAGUACCUCUCCUUUUAUAUUUAUGAUAAGAGUUUUUUUCAGAAGGAUGUGCCUUUUGGUAAAGUAUCAAUCCGAAAGGAAGACCUGUGCAAAUACAACUGUAAGGACAGCUGGUUUACAUUGCAACUUGUUGAUGCUAACUCUGAAGUUCAGGGAAAAGUUCAUCUGGAAGUAAAACUUAAUGAACUUAUAACAGAGACUGGAUCAGUUUGUCAACAAUUGGUAGUACGGGUAAUUGAAUGCCAAGGACUUCCUCUUGUAAACGGGCAGAGUGGUGAUCCCUAUGCCUCUGUCUCUCUGGUUGGUCCUUCUAGGUUGGAUCAAAAAAGGACCAAAGUGAAGAAGAAAACCAGCAACCCACAGUUUGAUGAAACUUUCUAUUUUGAAGUCACAAGAAACAGCAGUUACACCAGGAAAUCCCAUUUUCAAGUUGAGGAGGAAAAUAUUGAAAAAUUGGAAAUCAGAGUUGAUCUGUGGAACAGUGAAAACCUUGUGCAAGAUAUUUUCCUUGGUGAGAUUAAGGUUCCUGUGAAAAUUUUAAGGAAUGACAACUGCCAUCGGGCAUGGUACUUACUACAACCAAAGGACAAUGGAAACAAGUCUGCAAAAUCAGAAGACUUGGGCUCUCUUCGGUUGUCUAUAUUCUACAAUGAAGAUUAUGUGCUUCCCUCUCAGUACUACAGUUCUCUUAAUGACCUGCUGCUAAAGUCAUCAGAUGUCAAGCCUAUAUCUGCCUCAGCAGUCCAUAUUCUGGGUGAGGUGUGUCGUGAAAAGCAAGAAGCCGUAUUGCCACUUGUGCGCCUGCUAUUGCAUCACAAGAAGCUGAUUCCUUUCCUUCGUGCCAUAGCUGAGUUAGACCUCCAACAGACACAGGAAGCCAACACUAUCUUCAGGGGAAAUUCUCUGGCCACUCGAUGUAUUGAUGAAACAAUGAAACUGGUUGGAAAACAUUAUCUGAAAGUGACUCUGAAGCCCAUUUUAGAUGAAAUUUGUGACUCCUGCAAAACCUGUGAGAUUGAUCCUGUUAAGCUAAAGGAAGGUGAUAAUGUUGAGGUGAAUAAGGAGAACCUUCGCCAGUAUGUUGAAAGAGUGUUCAAUGUGAUUGUAAAAUCCAGUAUGAGUUGUCCCACUCUUAUGUGCGAGGUGUUUAAUUCCCUACAAAACUUAGCAAGGAAGCAAUUUCCAGAUGACCCCCAUGUGAAGUACUCUGCUAUAAGCAGCUUUGUUUUCCUUCGAUUCUUCGCAGUCGCAAUGGUCUCCCCUCAUAGUUUCCACCUCCGGCCCCACCAUCCAGAUGCUCAGAUAUCUCGAGUCUUGACCCUAAUUUCUAAAACAAUCCAAACCUUGGGAAGCUGGGGCAGUUUAUCGAAAAACAAACUGUCAAGCUUCAAGGAAUCCUAUAUGUGUGAUUUUUUUAAACUGUUUCAAGAAGAAAAAUGCAUUGAGCUGGUUAAAAAGUUUAUAGAUGAAAUAUCUUCUGCACAAAGCAAGGAGCCCACUGGUGUAGAUGAACCAAUUAUCCUCAAAGAAGGAGAAGUUAUUAAAAGAGCUCAGGGAAGAAAUCCAAUCCGUAAAGUGCAUAAUUUUAAGAAGCGAUGGCUCCGUUUGACCAACCGAGAGAUCUCUUACCACAAACAGUCAGGUAAAGAGCCCCUAUACAGUAUCCUGAUUAAGAACAUUAUUGCAGUUGAGAAACUUGAAGAAAGAUGCUUCAACAAAAAAAACAUGUUUCAAGUCCUCAGUAUUGAAAGACCUGAAAGACCACUUUAUGUUCAAGCCAGUAACUGUGUGGAGGCCAAUGAAUGGAUUGAGAUGAUCACCAGAGUGAGUCGUUGCAAUCCUGAGAGGCUGCACGUUUAUCAUCCUUGUGCUUUUUUAUCUGGAAACUGGGUCUGCUGCAAAAAUACAGAUGAGAAAGCUGCUGGUUGUACAAGUUGUACUGGGGGUUCUCCAGCAAAUAUCCAACUAGCCAUAGACUGUGACCGAGAAGCUGAAAGGAUAUUUUCGCUGUUCCAUGCCAACUUGCCCAGACUGCAGAAAAUGGAAGAUGCUUGUGGAAGUAUAGAUGUGUAUCAAGGCCCUCAACUGGAGCAAGAUGAAUAUUCCCACUUUACUAUUGAAGAUUCAAGAGUCACCUUUAAAACUCUUCAACAAAUAAUCGUAAUUGUGGCUAAGUUGGCUGAAUUUCAUGAACAGUACCGAAUUAAAAGAUCAAUACGUGCGAUAUAUGGCAGCGAAGAAAAUCCUAUUGGAGCAAAAUAAUCCCAGUUGAAGAGAGGGCAUGAUAGCUGCUGAAGCUCUACAGGAAAAGUCUCUGGAAAUACUUGGAUUUUUUGUCAUCCCUAUAUUGGUGUUUCUAAGGAUGAGAGACCGGCGAGCCUGGCCUUUAGUAGAUGCACAGAAUGUUUUAGUGAUGGCGAGCAUUUAUGUGAAGUCCACAAAAGAUUUCAAUGCACUUUAAUCAUCUGAACUUCCCCAGGUGAUCUUAAUUUAUAAUUUUUUUUUUAAAACUGAUACUAGUAUCAAUUUUAUCAGAUCAGUUGAAUGAUCCGUUUGCCCAUAACGUGGUUAUUCAUUGUGCAUCCGUUCUGUGUAUUCCAUUUCAUUUUCUGCCCUGUAAUAAAUUUGAGGACCUGCCCAAAUUUUCUUAACUUGCAUUAGGGAUUUUUAUAUAGUUUAAAUAUUUUUCUAUCUUUUAAUGAAAAAUGAACUGAGAAUAGAAGCUGUUAAAUAUUUGUUUUAAUACCCUAGGAAGGUCUUGUAAUUUCUGCUGAUCACUAGAAUCAUUCAGAGUAUUUUCCACCGUAAUUGCAAUGUCUAAUCCAUCACACACACACACUUUCAGUAUUUGUUGUGUGUUAAGUUCAGACUGGCUUCUUUGAAUAUUCCUUAUACUGGCUGUGAGCAGUUUGAGCUUUGGUAUUCCCUGCAAGUGCUGCUAUUCAGAGUUGAACAUCAUGCCUUAUGGCUCCUAUCAUCUCAGAAGAUCGUAACUUUAAUAAAUACUUGAAUACUUUUGACCAUAGUGUCAAGACCAUAAUAUUUUUCAAAUGUUAAUAGCCUGGACGAUAUGUGGAGGGAAGCUAUCAGUAUCUCUGACAUACUGGAUUUUAAUUACAAAACGACUCUUCAUAUUUCCAGGUGCAUCGAUAAAUAAAGGUACUAAUGAUAGGAGAAAACUGGUUUAUAGUGGGAUACUUUUAUGUUAGUAAUCGUUGUAAUUUUCAAAUUUCUAAAAUAACCACACACAAAAGUCUUAAAAGAGCACCUGCUGACCCUAAACAAUGUGUUUUCUUUCAAUUUCCCAAAGGUGGUGAGUCAUACUGGAGUACAGAUCUGCAACCCUCCAGUACUGAUACUCAUCCAAGUCAACAUUUUUGCUAUGUAACCCUCCUGAUUUUAAGGGCUUGGCUGAUGAAUUACUCUGCCAGAUUCCCUGAAAAGAUGCAGUUCAAAAUUUAGGUUAUAUGCAAUGAGGGCCCAAAAGCAUUUAUAUCGUCUUCCAACAGAACCAAAUAACUGAAAUUUUUUAAAAGUCACAAUUUCCUUGUCGUGAACAAGAAUGUUAUCUCCCGGUACCCUGCCUCCUCCUCCUCUUUGUGAAAGAAAAUUUUGCUUAUUGAUUCAAUUCUUUUCCUGCUGUUAAUGAUUUCCCAAUAAAAUAGAUUUUUGUUUGUUUCACGGACUGGAAAAGCACACGUUGGUUGACAGUUGAUUUGAUCGGUUUUUUUGGUUGGGGGCAGGUGGGUGAGAGUGGAUCACAAAGUAAAGUCCAAAAUUCAUAAACUCUCCUUGUGUAAAAGAUUCCUGGACAGUGCAUGCGGGAGGAUAGACCUUCAAUUGUAGAGACCGGUAUAGCCAAGCCCAAUGUUGCCCCCGACGUGUACGACUAGAAUCAUUGGCAUUGAUUAGAAGUCGGAAUCUUAGCCGAUUUUCCUUUCACACCCACCAUAGCACCCCCGCCCCAAACUUCUUCCCUAUGCUAGAGGCUACUUGUAGUGCUCCUGAGGUCAGUCAACUGAACAUUACACUCCUGAGACCUGUCUAAACUGUAUAUUUAAAUAUUGCACCAUAUGAUAUUUUUACCCAAUAUACAUGUUGGUGAGUCCCAGAGCAUUUAACUUUAUUCUGCCUGUCAAAUAUUUCUAAUUUUGGCGGUCAGGUACAAAAAUAGUGAUUACUGUUUGAGCUAUGGUAGGGGUGGUGGCAAUAUGUCAAGACGUCGUGCAGAACAGUUGGAAAAGCAUGGGCUUUUGAAGUGACUCAACUAAACAUUUAUUCUUGGCUGACACCACAGUAAAAUUUGUUUUGGGUACUUGCAGAAUGCCACUUUUUUUGUGUAUGUAAAAUUAGCAGUUUCUAAAUAACACAAUAUUCAGUAAAAGAAAAAUUAUCUUGUUCCUGAUUGUCAGCACUAAUUAGAAUUUCAAUGAAAGAAAGCAUGUGAUUGAUCGCUACCAGUUGAUUAAGUUUUGUACAAACAGUUAAGCAAGUUGGUACGUGAGUGGGCAUUUUCCAGAAAAGGUCUGCUUUGUAUUUUGCUGUCUAUAGUUUAUAUUUUCCCCUCAGUGAAUAUUUUAAUAUGUAUAUGUUGAAAAGCCAGACUGUUGUAUUAUGUUGUAUAUUAGCUUUACUUCUCCCAAGAAGCUGUACCUUUUAAAAGCCCCAGCACUUGUUUAUCUGCAUGUUAGUGUUUUAGAAAUGUAUUUUUAUUUAAAUUUUAUUUUCUUAUCAAAAUAUUAAAACAUGACAUGAAAUUUA
Messenger RNA from Carcharodon carcharias (great white shark), 5050 nucleotides. It is a transcript of the gene rasa2, whose product is annotated as RAS p21 protein activator 2. NCBI's taxonomy places the organism in Eukaryota, Metazoa, Chordata, Chondrichthyes, Lamniformes, Lamnidae. The transcript is spliced from 24 exons. Gene Ontology annotation, biological process: regulation of GTPase activity; intracellular signal transduction. The coding region runs from base 71 to 2551 and encodes 826 amino acids. The record is from RefSeq and is a predicted model, not a curated record.